Messenger RNA from Nicrophorus vespilloides, 2085 nucleotides. RefSeq lists its product as uncharacterized. The transcript is spliced from 2 exons. The record is from RefSeq and is a predicted model, not a curated record. The coding region runs from base 121 to 1977 and encodes 618 amino acids. Lineage: Eukaryota; Metazoa; Arthropoda; Insecta; Coleoptera; Silphidae.
UGUACGCCUCUGUCGCUGAAAUAUUGAUUAUCUUAAGUCAUAUUUUGUGAAAAUUAUAUAUUAUCCAAACAAUAGUUCAUCAUUUCCGUAUCAUUAGUCUGUUUCAGCACUCUUUCAAAGAUGAGCAGAACCACGGAUGGAGCUGUCGUGCCUCCUCCUGCAAAGAAAAGAAGAAUAAUGACGACGAUGACCAAACCGAAGAACAAAAAGCAAUGCUUCAAAAAAGAGUGGUUGCAGAUUGACGAUUUCAAGAACUGGCUCACACCGGCACCUGAAAACAAUUACGUGGCCAGGUGCAGAGCAUGCAAAGUGGAAUUCCCUGCCGAUCUCAGUAUCAUCAAGCAACACGCAAAAGGUGUGAAGCACUCUAAGAAAAUGAAGGCCAUACCGUUUCUGCACAGACCAAUCAUCGAGACUGUCAUCAAAACAGAGAAGAACGAUGAUACACUGAAGAACAAGACGGAGGAGGCGCAAAUUAAGCUCUGCGAAUUCUUCGCCGAAAACAACAUAUCUUUUUCGCUGAUGGAAAAGUUCGAUAAGGUGUUGAAGGAAGCGUUCCCGGAUUCCGAGAUCAUAAAGAAGAUUUCGAUGCAGCAGACUCAGGCCACAAUAGUGAUGAAGAAUUUGAUCAGCGACGCAGAGAAAGAUCGCUUGGCCAAACUGUUGCAGUUCACCUCCUUCAGCAUUGUUCUUGAAAAGGCUCAAGACAUUGGAUCAAUUAAAAAUAUUUGCGUCACCGUCAAGCAUUUCGAUAAAGAGAAGAAUCAAAUCAAGAGCAGUUUUUGGGAUGUCUGCCCAGCGAAUGCAGUGACCGAAACUGCGGAAGCUGAACAAAAGGAAAACAUCUUCAACUCUUUGAAGAACUCGUUCACGUCCAGAAAUAUUCCUUUAAAUAACGUCAUUGGUUUCGCUUUCGACGACUGCAGUAUUAUGAUGGAGUAUUACUCGUUCAUCGCUAACAAAAUGCGAGCUUUAUGUCCCAAUGUAUCAGUCAGCAAGAACGUCUGCAGAUCUUUGAGUUUGUGCUUGAGCGAAGCCUGCGAAAAGAUGCCGGAGAACUGCAAAGAGUUGGCCAACGAUCUCUUUGCGUUCUUCUCCAAGAAAACUUGCGAUUUACCGCAGUUCCAGAAGUUCGCUGAUUUCCAUAUCGAAAAUGAGAAGCUGCUUUUGCUGUCCUCGUCGAAUGUGGUUACAGGAAUUUUAGAGCUUUGGCCUGCUUUGUUAAUCUUCUUUAAGGAAAAAGCAACUAAAGAGAAACUUGCUGCCGCAGAUCCGAUCUACAAGAAUUUAAACGAUCCGUUCGUUAAGGUAUAUUACAUCUUCUUAGCAUGGGCCUUACCCAAACUGGACAACAUCCAAAAGCACUAUAACUCUGAGAGAAUUAUUAUAUUGGAUUUGGAUAAAAUAAUGAGGGACACUUUGAAGGAACUUCUCUUCUGUUACAUGGAGAAAUCGCACAUAUUGAAAACCAAAUUAGAGUAUGUAAAUCCCAAGGAUAAUACUAAAUUUUUGAAAACAAGAUCCGUUUACCUCGGCGUCAAUGUACAGGAAGAACUGAACCAAGUGGUCUAUAGAUCAAAUGCUGAGGAGCUGGAUAAAUUCUACUCGAAAAGCACUGAAUUUUUGUCCACCAUGUGCGUAGAGUUGAAGAAGAGAUACGCAUUUGGUAAUUGCGUUAUGCCGCUGUUGGUCAAUCUUAAGCCAAGUAUGGCUACAAACGCUUACAAACAAUGCGAUUCGCUGGUUCCGAUCUUGAGACUUCUUCCAAGACUGACGGAAAAGGAUAAAUGGCAAAUCAUUGAUGAUCAAUGGCGCAAUCUUCCACAUUUCAACUUUCCAGAAAAUACCAUUUCCGAUUGCGUCGAUGAAUUUUGGGGAAAAGUAUUAGUGAUUAAGUCGCAAUCUGGUGAUUUGGUAUUCCAUGAUUUGGCCAAGUUCGUCUUGAACAUUUUAACAUUACCCCACUCAUCAGCUUAAUUCAAAUGAAAAAAUAUGAUGACAUGGAUUUGAUUCUAUUAUUGUCUAAUUUUAAAAAAUAUAUAGCUUUAUUAAAAAUAUGGCCAAAAAAUCAUUUAUAUAUGUAAA